Molecule: messenger RNA, 4745 nt
Organism: Ictalurus furcatus (blue catfish)
Lineage: Eukaryota; Metazoa; Chordata; Actinopteri; Siluriformes; Ictaluridae
Gene: mtr
Product: 5-methyltetrahydrofolate-homocysteine methyltransferase
Exons: 33
Coding region: 147-3953 (1268 amino acids)
Biological process (GO): pteridine-containing compound metabolic process
Molecular function (GO): zinc ion binding; methionine synthase activity; cobalamin binding
Source: RefSeq, a predicted model, not a curated record
CGCUCAUGCGAGGCAGUAGCUGUAGCUGGGUUUUAUGGACAGAACUGGGGCCAAAAGGAGGGGGUUGUUUAUAUUUUAACGGUUAAAAAUCUUCGCUGACGUUGUAUAGGUUGUUUUUGGACACAGUUAAGAAUAUAGGUUUUAAAAUGGGUCCGGUAGUCCAGUGUGAGACAGAAACAGGGGCUGGAGCAGCUUCUCUAGAGGCUGAGCUCAGAGAGACACUGCAGAAGAGGAUCAUGGUCCUGGAUGGUGGAAUGGGAACCAUGAUUCAGCAGAGGAACCUAGAGGAAGAUGACUUCCGGGGUCAGGAGUUCAAAGAUCACUCACGAAGCCUGCAAGGCAACAAUGACCUGCUGAGCAUCACCAAGCCUGAGGUGAUCUACACCAUCCACAAGGAGUAUCUGCUUGCUGGAGCAGAUAUCAUCGAGACGAACACAUUCAGCAGUACACGGGUUGCUCAGGCGGACUACGGGCUCGAGGAGCUGGCUUAUCGGCUUAACAAGGUGUCGGCAGAAUUAGCCCGGAAGGCUGCUGAUGAAGUUUCUGCUCAGACAGGUCUUAAACGGUACGUGGCUGGAGCUUUAGGGCCGACCAACAGAACUCUCUCCGUGUCACCGUCAGUGGAAAGACCAGACUUCAGAAACAUCACCUUUGACGAACUGGUUGAGGCGUACCUGGAGCAGGUUAAAGGGCUGCUGGAUGGAGGCUGUGAUAUCCUGCUGGUGGAAACCAUCUUUGAUACGGCUAAUGCAAAGGCUGCUCUGUUUGCUAUUGAUAAACUGUUUGAGGAGUCGUAUAAACCAAGACCCAUAUUUAUCUCCGGGACGAUUGUGGACAAGAGUGGCCGUACUCUAUCGGGGCAAACAGGAGAGGCUUUUGUCAUCAGCGUGUCCCAUAUGAAGCCACUCUGUAUUGGUUUGAACUGUGCUCUGGGAGCCACUGAAAUGAGGCCAUUUAUCGAAGCGAUCGGAAAGUGCACCGGGGCUUUCAUCAUAUGUUACCCCAACGCAGGUCUUCCCAACACAUUUGGAGGCUAUGAUGAAACCCCAGAGUGCACUGCUACACAUUUAAAGGAGUUCGCGACAGACGGUUUGGUGAACAUUGUCGGUGGCUGCUGUGGAACGACGCCAGACCACAUACGGGCGAUUGCUGAGAGAGUGAAACAAUGCCAGCCCAGAGUUCCUCCAACAGACGUGUUCAGCAGUUACAUGCUGCUGUCUGGUCUGGAGCCAUUUCGGAUCGGGCCGUACACCAACUUUGUCAACAUCGGUGAGCGCUGCAACGUGGCUGGAUCACGCAAGUUCGCCAAACUCAUCAUGGCUGGGAAUUAUGAGGAGGCGUUGAGUAUAGCUAAAGCACAAGUGGAAAUGGGCGCUCAGGUGUUGGAUAUCAACAUGGAUGAGGGGAUGCUGGACGGACCCGCUGCCAUGGCGCGUUUCUGCAAACUCAUCGCCUCCGAGCCCGACAUCGCCAAGGUGCCGCUGUGUAUCGACUCGUCUAAUUUUGCAGUGAUCGAGGCAGGACUGAAGUGCUGCCAGGGCAAGUGCAUCGUCAACAGCAUCAGCCUGAAGGAGGGAGAAGAGGUCUUCCUGCAACACGCCAAACAAGUGCGUCGCUACGGUGCCGCCGUCGUCGUUAUGGCCUUCGAUGAACAAGGGCAGGCUACUGAAAUUGAUCAGAAGGUCGAAUUCUGCACAAGAGCCUAUCAUCUCCUAACUGAAAAGGUGGACUUUAACCCCAACGACAUCAUCUUCGACCCCAACAUCCUGACCAUCGGCACCGGGAUGGAAGAGCACAACAUGUACGCUAUCAACUUCAUCAAAGCCACACGGAUUAUAAAGGAAACAUUGCCUGGAGCGCGGAUCAGUGGUGGUCUGUCUAACUUGUCCUUCUCUUUUCGAGGCAUGGAUGCCAUCAGGGAGGCCAUGCACGGAGUGUUCCUCUACCAUGCUAUAAAGGACGGGAUGGACAUGGGAAUUGUGAAUGCAGGUUCUCUGCCUGUGUAUGACGACAUCGAUAAAGAUCUACUCAAGCUGUGCGAGGAUCUCAUCUGGAACCGAGACCCAGAGGCCACAGAAAAGCUCCUUCUGUAUGCACAGAACAAUGCUAAAGGAGGGAAGAAGGUCAUUCAGACAGACGAGUGGAGAAACGGAAGUGUGGAGGAGCGACUGGAGUACGCACUUGUGAAGGGUAUAGAGAAGUUUAUAGUGGAGGACACCGAGGAGGCUCGUCUUCAGACAGAUCGUUAUUCCCGACCACUCCACAUCAUCGAGGGGCCGCUCAUGAAUGGCAUGAAGACCGUGGGAGAUCUGUUUGGAGCUGGCAAGAUGUUCCUGCCACAGGUGAUUAAAUCGGCGCGUGUGAUGAAGAAAGCCGUAGCCCAUCUGAUUCCCUUUAUGGAGAAAGAGAGGGAGGAGAUGAUUGCUCUGUCUGGAGUGCCUGAUGACUCUGAUCCUUAUCAGGGCACGAUAGUUCUGGCCACAGUAAAGGGAGACGUCCAUGACAUCGGCAAGAACAUCGUGGGUGUUGUGCUGGGAUGCAACAACUUUCGGGUGAUUGAUUUAGGAGUGAUGACUCCAUGUGAUCAGAUCCUGAAGGCAGCCAUUGACAAGAAAGCAGAUAUUAUCGGGUUGUCGGGCCUCAUUACGCCGUCCCUCGAUGAGAUGAUUUACGUUGCAAAGGAGAUGGAACGUCUGGGCAUGAAAACCCCUCUGCUGAUCGGAGGAGCCACAACUUCAAAGACUCACACAGCAGUAAAGAUUGCCCCUCGAUACACCGCUCCUGUUAUUCACGUUCUCGAUGCGUCUCGGAGUGUUGUCGUGUGUUCUCGGCUGCUGGAUGAAGGGGUGUAUGAGGAUUUCUUCGAGGAGUUAACGGAGGAGUAUAAAGAUAUCAGGCAGGAUCACUACGACUCUCUUAAGGAUAGGCGAUACUUGUCUCUUGCACAGGCACGGGAUAAAGGCCUACACAUCGACUGGCUCUCACAGCCAGAACCAGAUCAGCCAAGGUUCCUGGGCACGCGUGUGUUUGACGCAUAUGACCUGAGGAGGCUGGUGGACUACAUCGACUGGAAGCCCUUCUUCGACGUGUGGCAGCUGAGGGGGAAAUAUCCCAACCGAGGGUACCCCAAAAUCUUUAAAGAUAAAACCGUGGGAGAACAUGCCAGGCGUGUGUUUGACGAAGCUCAGAGGCUUCUGAACAGGCUGAUUGACAGUAAGGGUCUGCAAGGAAGAGGCAUCGUGGGCUUCUGGCGUGCACAAAGCCACGGCGACGACAUUCUCGUAUACACCGAUGAUGCCACUCCAACCUUAUCGAACCACACUGCUACCUUCUACGGGCUUAGACAGCAGGCAGAGAAAGACUCCGCAUGUUCGGACCCGUACUUCUGUUUGGCGGAUUUUGUUGCUCCGUUGGAAAGCGGAGUGAAGGACUAUGUCGGGCUGUUUGCAGUCGCUGUGUUUGGUGCCGAAAAGCUCAGCCAAGAAUUUGUUCAGCAGGGCGAUGAUUACAACAGCAUCAUGGUGAAAGCUCUUGCCGACAGACUCGCUGAGGCGUUUGCUGAGGAGCUCCAUGCCCGUGUGAGGAAGGAGUUCUGGGCUUACAGUAAGGAGGAAGAUCUGGAGGCCAGCGACCUGCACAAGGUGCGUUACUGUGGUAUUCGGCCUGCUCCAGGCUACCCCAGCCAGCCUGACCAUACCGAGAAACGCACCAUGUGGACACUCGCCCAAAUUCAGGAAAAAACCGGUAUCAGUCUGACUGAAUCACUUGCCAUGUCUCCGGCUGCAGCUGUGUCUGGUCUUUACUUCGCCAACCCCAAAUCCACCUACUUUGCUGUGGGCAAGAUCACCAAGGAGCAGGCGGAAGAUUAUGCCAGGAGGAAGGAGAUUCCUGUGACUGAGGCAGAGAAAUGGCUGGCACCCAACCUGGCCUACGACACCGACUUAGCCACAUAACCGCCUCACCACAAAGUCAACAUCUGACCGAAAUGGUUUUACACCUGUGCGUUCGGUUGUAGACCCUGAAACUAGAUAAACCAAAUUGUUGUUACAGUAGUGGCAAAGUAUUGUUUUAUUUAUUUUUUACCAAGGACAUUUUGACUGUCAGGGCUUUUUUUUUUUUUUUUUUUUAAAUGCUGUAAAUUUUAUUUUUGGCAUUUUUAAAUUCAGCUGCUGGUAAAAUUGCACCUUACGUAAAUAUUUAAUACAUAUUUUAAAUAAUUAUAAUAAUUGAGCUUAUCUCAACGCAAAAGUACGAGAUGACAUUGUGGCAAAAAAAAAAAGUUUUCCAAAGUUUUCCCAUUUGAAGGGAUUUUCCCAUAUAAAUCAAUAUAACUCAUCUAUACAGUCUCCAUAGAAUGCUCAAAGUGAUUGUUGUGGUUUUUCAUUCAAUGGUUUUAUGUUGUAUAGUUGACCAUGCCUUUUUAAAAAUAAAAAAAAAAAGCAUUUCAAAUAGUCAUAUUUUUAUAGUGAGCAAACUGUUUUAGAAUAAAAUCCAAGAAAGAUUUUCUUCUGGUUUUAAAUUAAGUCAUAGAUAGUGACCUAAUUGUUUAACGUCUGUCGGUUUCUUCCCAGUUGCGCUUCCUAAGAGUUUGGCGGAUAACAUGCCAUGCUCAUUUCCAUUCACUAAUCCAACACAGUUUAGAGAUUUCCCUGCUCGAACGCACCCGAUUCAACUCGUUAGCAAUUAAUUAGCUCCAGGAGCUCAGUUGGGAUUUAGCCGAUUUAAUUUACAGACCCACUGCACGU